AUCAGUUGUUAUUUGCCAGAAGACGAGAGAAGAAAUCCGAGAAAUAAUCGAGAGGAUAAAUGAAUCGUUUCAUAGUAUCCUUUUCGGCUUUGCUGCUUUUAUCUUCAACGAUAACAGCAAAGCCCUACGGAGCAACCCAUGCCUCCAAACCAGUUACCGAGAUCGGAGCAGACGGCUGCAAAGGAGGUUCCUCCUGCGGUCUAGGAAGUGGCGGUCUAGGAAGUGGCAGUCUAGGAAGUGGUGGUCACGGAGGUUCUGGUAGCAGUAGUUUUGCCAGUUCCUCAGCGCACAGUAGUGCUAGCUCUGGAAGCUUUGGUGGUGGAGGCGGUGGUUUUGGACCCGGAGGCGGAUUAGAAGGAGGAGGUGGUCAUGGAGGUCUCGGAUCUGGUGGUGGUUUAGGAUCCGGAGGUGGCCACGGAGGAGGUGGUGGUUUGGGAUCCGGAGGUGGCCACGGAGGAGGUGGUUUCGGAUCUGGUGGUUUAGGAUCCGGAGGAGGUCUCGGUGGUGGUCACGGUGGUGGUGAUGGAUUUGGAUCUGGAGGCCACGGAGGUCUUGGAUCUAGCGGUGGUCUUGGAUCUGGAGGCGGAGGAGGAAGUUAUGGAGGUGGCGGCAGUCACGGAGGAGGUCUUGGCUCCGGUGGUGGUUUAGGAUCCGGUGGCCUAGGUUCCGGAGGUGGACACGGUGGAGGUCUUAGUUCCGGAGGUGGUUUAGGAUCCGGUGGUCUUGGUCCCGGAGGUAGCCACGGCGGAGGUCUCAUCGGCGGUCCAGGAUUUGGAGGCGGCUCUGGUGGCCAUGGAGGCUCUGGAAGCAGUAGUUUUGCAAAUGCUGGAGCAACUUCUGGUGCUUAUACGAGUGGAGUGGGUGGCGGUCACGGAAAUGAUCUCGGAGGUGGCCUUGGAGGCGGCGGACACGGUGGAGGACUAGGAGGUGGCGGCCACGGAGGCGGUUUAGGCGGAGGCCUUGGAGGCGGCCACGGAGGUGGUUUAGGCGGAGGCCUCGGAGGUGGUCACGGUAGUGGUUUAGGCGGAGGCCUCGGAGGUAGCCACGGAGGCGGAUCAGGACUUGUUGGUGGAAGUCACGGAGGCUCCGGAGGUGGAUACGGAGGCGGAGGCCACGGUGGUUCCUCAGGAUUCGGCGGAGGCUUUGGCGGCGGUCCAGGGGGUGGCCACGGAGGAUUUGGUGGUGGACCUGGUGGUGGCCAUGGAGGCUUUGGUGGUGGACCUGGUGGUGGCCACGGAGGCUUUGGAGGUGGUCCUGGUGGUGGUCACGGAGGUUUUGGUGGCGCUGGUGGAGGAGCGUUUAGUAGUUCUCACGCCGGCGCUUUCGGCGGCGGACACGGAGGUGGAUUUAGUGGAAGCGGUAGCGAUGAAUUUGGAGGAAGUGCUGAAUUUCUAGGAGGACCUCACGGCGGCGGAGGACAUGGAGGUCACGGAGGUCAUGGUCACGGUCAUGGCGGUUUCCAUGGCCACGGUCAUAAGGGUCAUGGAUCAUAUGGACAUCACCGUUACUAAAGAUCCUUUGUGCUAGUCAUUUGCCACUUCAUCAACACCAAAUUUUCUCAUAAAACUAUAUUUUUAGUCGAC
Ctenocephalides felis (cat flea) is the source of this 1583-nucleotide messenger RNA. RefSeq names its product glycine-rich cell wall structural protein-like. Lineage: Eukaryota; Metazoa; Arthropoda; Insecta; Siphonaptera; Pulicidae. The record is from RefSeq and is a predicted model, not a curated record. The transcript has 4 exons. Bases 60 to 1511 code for a protein of 483 amino acids.